Alexandromys fortis (reed vole) is the source of this 7859-nucleotide messenger RNA. It is a transcript of the gene Cenpe, whose product is annotated as centromere protein E. Gene Ontology annotation, molecular function: microtubule motor activity; ATP binding; microtubule binding. The coding region runs from base 59 to 7630 and encodes 2523 amino acids. The transcript is spliced from 47 exons. The record is from RefSeq and is a predicted model, not a curated record. Gene Ontology annotation, biological process: microtubule-based movement. Lineage: Eukaryota; Metazoa; Chordata; Mammalia; Rodentia; Cricetidae.
UCCCGGAGCUUGGUGGACGCCGUUGAUUUCUGCGUUUUCCUGGGCUGCAGCCGGCGGGAUGGCGGAGGAGGCAGCGGUGGCGGUGUGCGUGCGGGUGCGGCCGCUCAACAGCAGAGAAGAAGAACUUGGAGAGGAUGCCCAUGUUUACUGGAAAACUGAAAGUAAUACUAUUUACCAGAGUGAUGGGGGGAAAUCCUUCAAUUUUGAUCGUGUCUUUCAUAGUAAUGAAUCCACUAAAAAUGUGUACGAAGAAAUCGCCGUACCGAUCAUCAAUUCUGCCAUACAGGGCUACAACGGUACCAUAUUUGCCUAUGGGCAAACUGCAUCAGGAAAAACGCAUACUAUGAUGGGCUCUGAGGACUGUGUGGGAGUUAUACCCAGGGCAAUCCAUGACAUUUUCCAAAGGAUUAAGAAGUUUCCUGAGAGAGAAUUUCUCUUACGGGUGUCUUACAUGGAGAUCUACAAUGAAACUAUUACAGACUUACUCUGUAGUGCCCAAAAAAUGAAACCUUUGAUAAUUCGGGAAGACAUCAACAGAAAUGUAUAUGUUGCUGAUCUUACAGAAGAAGUGGUUUAUACAGCAGAAAUGGCUUUGAAAUGGAUCACAACAGGAGAAAAGAACAGACAUUAUGGAGUAACCAAAAUGAAUCAAAGAAGCAGUCGCUCCCAUACGAUUUUUAGGAUGAUUUUGGAAAGCAGAGAAAAAGGUGAAUCUUCUAACUGUGACGGGUCUAUCAAAGUGUCACACCUGAAUUUGGUUGAUCUUGCGGGCAGUGAAAGAGCUGCUCAAACAGGAGCUGAAGGUGUGCGACUCAAAGAAGGCUGUAAUAUAAACCGGAGUUUAUUUAUUUUGGGACAAGUGAUUAAGAAACUUAGUGAUGAACAAGUUGGUGGUUUCAUAAAUUACCGAGAUAGCAAACUGACACGAAUUCUUCAGAAUUCCUUGGGAGGAAAUGCAAAAACCCGCAUCAUCUGCACAAUUACUCCAGCAUCGUUCGAUGAAACCCUAACAACUCUCCAGUUUGCCAGCACUGCUAAAUAUAUGAAGAAUACUCCUUAUGUUAAUGAGGUGUCAAAUGAUGAAGCUCUCUUGAAAAGGUACAGAAAGGAAAUAGUGGAUCUCAAAAAACAACUGGAGGAGGUAAAUACAAAGACUCGGGCACAGGAAAUGGAGAAAGAUCAGCUGGCCCAGCUUCUGGAUGAAAAAGACUUGCUCCAGAAAGUACAGGAUGAGAAAAUCCAGAACCUGAAGCGGAUGCUGGUGACGUCGUCUUCUAUUGCAUUGCAGCAGGAGCUAAAGAUUAAAAAGAAACGAAGAGUUACUUGGUGCUAUGGCAAAAGUAGCAAAAUGAAGGAGUCAAACUAUGUAAAUGAAUUUAAAGUCCCACUAAAUGUAACUACAAGGACACAUAAAACUUCUGUGACUUUUUUGCAAGAAAAUUCUCUGAGAUUGGGAGAGAAUGAUGAAUCACUCUCUGUUGAGUCUGAUAUGUUCAGUAACAGUCUUGAAUCAUUGGCUGAGGUAGAGUGGAAUUCAGCAACAAAGAUGCUAAGCGAGGAAAACUUAGAAAGUGAAUUGACCUCAAUUCAUGCUCAGUACGAUGAUCUAGUAUUGGACUACGAGCAGCUAAGAAAAGAAAAUGAAGAACUGAAAUUGAAAUUAAAAGAAAAAAAUGACUUAGAGGAAUUUGAGGCUCUCGAAAGAAAAGCAGAGAAAGAUCAGGAGAUGCAGCUAAUUCAUGAAAUUUCCAACUUAAAGAAUUUAGUUAAGCAUGCAGAAGUAUAUAAUCAAGAUCUUGAGAAUGAAUUAAGUUCAAAAGUAGAACUUCUUAAACAAAAAGAGGAUCAGAUUAAGGACCUGCAGAAAUACAUAGAUGCCCAGAAGUCAGAAAAGAUGAAAAUAGACCUGUCAUACUCAUCGGAACCCACUGAAGACCUGAAGCAGAUGAUGCAGACGCUGUCUGAUAUGGACACUGUGGCCCUUGACGCCAAGAAAGAGUCGGCCUUCCUUAGGAGUGAGAACCUGACGCUGAAGGAGAAAGUUAAUGAACUUUCAGAUUCUUGUAAGCAAAUGGAAAAUGACAUUCAGGCCUAUCAACGCCAGCUUGAAGCAAAAAAGAAAAUGCAAGAUGAUCUAGAUAAGGAAUUACAGUUUGCUUUUCAGGAAAUAUCAAAACUCACUGCCCUGGUAGAUGGCAAAGGUUUACUGUCAAAUUUGGAGCUGGAGAACAGGAUUACUGAUCUCCAACGAGAACUGAAUAAAGAAGUUGAAGAAAAAGAAACUUUGCAAAAAGAAGUUCACUUGCUAUCAGAGUUGAAGUCUUUACCCUCUGAGGUAGAAAUGCUGAGGAAAGAGCUGCAUGAGAAAUCUGAAGAGCUCUGUUUAAGAACCUCAGAAAGGGAAAACUUGUUUUCUGAAGUAGCUCAUAAGGACAGUAGAAUUCAAGCUUUACUUGAAGAAAUUGGAAGGACUAAAGAAGACCUUCCAGCUUCCCAGCUGAACUGCAAAAGCAGAGAGGAAGCAUACCAAACACUGGAAGCCCUUCACGUGGAACUCGAGCAGAAAUAUGAAGUGGUUCUGGAAGACAAUGAGAGGAUGAAACAGGAAAUAGGAAAUCUCUCUAAAGAAGCAGAAAACCUUGGUUCAAGUUUGGAUUCCUUGAAGGCUGAGCUUUCCCACAAGACUCAAGAGCUCCAGCAGAAAACAAACGAGAGUCAAGAGAGGUCAGAUAAAAUGGACGAGCUGAGAACGCAGUUAGAACACAGAGAGUCCAGCCUGCAGUCUGCAGAGAAGGAGAGAGCACUGCUCACUGAGAGGCUUCAGCAAACCUUGGAAGAAGUAAGAGUCUUAACCCAAGAAAAGGAAGACCUAAAACAACUCCAAACAAGCCUGCAGAUGGAGAGGGACCAACUGAAAAGUGACAUUCAGGACACUGUAAACAUGAACGUAGAGACUCAAGAACAGUUACUAAAUGCUCUUGAGUCUUUGAAGCAACACCAAGAAACAAUUAACGUGCUGAAAAUGAAAGCUGCUGAGGAGAUGUCCAAGAAUUUGCAUAUGGAGGACAGUGGAGGAAGUAGAGACGAAGUUGAGCAGGAGGUGGAUGGCAUAGAUGAAGAGCAGAAUCUACUGGCUGCAAAUGCCCAAACAUCGGUUUCAGGCGGUAGCGAUAAUGGGGUAACAGAUGAACAGAGGAAAAUACAUUCUUUAAUGCAGGAGAAUAGUGGACUCCAACAAACACUGGAAAGUCUUAUUGCAGAAAAGGAGCAAUUGAAGAUGGACCUGAAGGAAAAUAUCGAAAUGACUAUUGAAAACCAGGAGGAAUUAAGAAUUCUUAGAGAUGAACUCCAAAGGCAACAAGAGAUAGCUGCACGGGAAAAAGACGAAGCCUCCAAGAAGAGCGACGAGCUCUCCAGGGCGCGUGAGAGAUUGGCAGAGGUAGAAGAGGAGUUAGAGGAAAAGAACCAGAAACUCCAAGAAAGGCAGCACCUCCUUCUCAGUGCAGAGGAAGACCUGAGUAAGAUGCGGGAAAGGAUGACUGAAAUGGAGAGCCUAAAGGAUCAACUCAGGAGCCAAGGACUGGCGUUGGAGGGCAUGGAAGCAGAGAGACUUGAGUUGUCUCAGAAACUUGAAGAAAAUUGUGAGAAGUUGAAAUCUCUAACCAAAGAAAGAAAUGAUCUAAAGGAAUUGCAGGAAUCAUUUGAAAGAGAAAGAAGACAGCUUGCAGAAUAUGCAAGAGAAAUCAAAGCUACGGGCCUACAAACAGAAGGACUAAGCAUUGCUCACACACAUCUGAAAGAACACCAAGAAAUCACUGACGAGCUAAGAAGCAUUUCUGAGAAAGAAGCUCAGGUAGUAAGCACUCAGGACACAGAAAAAUUCAAUACCGAAUCGCAAGAAAAGGUCCCAGAGCUUCGAGAACAAGAGCUCCUUCCUGUUUUGGACGAAGUCAAGGAGAUUCCAGGAAAAGUGGAUGAACUGGAGCCAUUGGAAGAACACUGCAGAACAGUGGAUUCAGAGCCACCAGAAAGCAUAGAGAGGCUUGGGCUGACUGAGAAGCUUCAAGAAAGUCAGAAAGAGAUCACAUGUCUCGCUGAAGAGAGGGACGACUUGAAAAUGAAGCUAGAAACACUUCAUGUUGAAUGUGCCCAGCUGAAAGAAGAUGCCAGAAAAACUUUGGCUAAACAUCUAGAAACUGAAGAAGAACUUAACGUUGCUCGUUGUUGCCUGAAAGAGCAAGAGAAAAAUAUUGACGCACUAAGAGCGAGCCUCUCCCAGAAGGAAACCGAGCUGUCAAGUGUUCAUGCACAACUAGAGUCGGCCACUGAUGAACUAGAGAGAAAGGUUCAAGAACUCUGUGAGAAGCAGGAACAACUUAAUAUAAAAGAAGCUAAUGAGGCACAAGGGAAGAUGGAUGAACUAGACCAAGUCAAGGCGCUUCUCCUAGCCAAGGACUCGACACUGCAGAGGCUGGAGAGUGACAGGCUCCAGCUGACUAAGGAGCUAGAAGGAAGUCAGGAGGAAGUGAGGCUUCUAACUAAGGAAAGAGAUGAGCUCAGAAGAGUACAGGAGGCUCUCCAUGUGGAAAGCGAACAGCAGAAAGAAACCAUGAAAGAAAUUGGCGCUAAGCUCCAAGAACUUGAGGACAGAGAGCGUGAAUGCCUAGCAAUGAAGACUGUUAAUGAGAGCCAAGGAAGCGGACAUGAAGUGGAAUGCUUGAACAAGCAGCUGGAGGCUCAGAAGGCAACUCUGGAGAGGGCGGAAAUGCAGAAUGCAACCUUGACUCAAAGGCUUCAUGCAACCCUUGACGAAAUGGGAUCUGUAGCAAAAGAAAGAGAUGAGCUUAGGAGUUUGGAAGAGCGCCUCACAGUAGAGAGAGACCAGCUGGAGGAGAGCCUUAAAGAGACAGUAACUAGAGGUCUGGAAAAAGAAGAGGAGCUGAGAGUUGCUCGUGUGCACCUGCAAGAACACCAGGAGACUAUCAGCAAGCUCAGAGAGAGUGUGUCUGAUAAGAGCCAAGAACUUCAGGAAAAAGCACGUCAACUUUCUCAGGUAGAAGCUGAGCUCGGGGAAAGGAUGGAUCAGAUGGAGCAAUUGAAGAAGCAGCUCGGAGCCCAGAGUUCAACUCUGGAGAACAUAGAAAUAGAGAAGUUAAAGUUGACUCAGCAAGUUUAUGAAAACCUUGAAGAAAUAAGAAUUGUCACCAAGGAAAACGAUGACUUAAAAAUUAUGGAUGAAGCCCUCAGAGUAGAGCGAGACCAAUUGAGGAAAAGUCUUCAACAAAUGGAAGCAAGUGACCUGGAAAAGCAAGAGAAACUAAGAAUUGCGCACAUGGACCUGGAAGAGCACCAGGAAACCAUCGAUAGACUCAGAGGGAGUGUGUCCAAGAAGACAGAUGAAAUAUCAAAUAUGAAAAUGGAAUUAGAAAAUGCAAAUAUUAAAUUACAGGAAAAGAUUCAAGAACUUAAGGCAAAUGAACUUCAACUUCUUGCGUUAAAAGGAGAUGCUAGUGAAACACAAAAGCAACUCAAGCAGCAGGGCUUAACUCUGAGUAAGAUAGAGAUGGAUAAUUUAAAUCUGGCCCAGAAGCUUCAUGAAAAUCUUGAAGAAAUGAAAUCUGUAAUAAAAGAAAGAGAUCAUCUAAAGAGAAUGGAGGAAAUGCUCAAGAUGGAGAGAGACCAGCUUAAGGAGACUCUAAGGGACAGCAUGCGUAAGGAUCAUCAGAAUCAUGAAGAGAUAGUAAAACAUGCAGAGGAGUUACUGUGUGAUGGAGAACAACAUGGAACAAGAAAGCUUCAAGAAAAGUGCCUCAGGAUAAAAGAGCUUCUGAAAGGAUACUCAGAAAUGGGUGAUGAUUAUGAGUGCUUGAAUCGACUCUCUCUUGACUUGGAAAAGGAAACUAAAACCCAAAAAGAGCUGGUGAUUUCUAUAAAAGCAAAGCUUUCACUUCCAUACCCACAAACCAAAGAGAUUGAAAAGCUUUUUACUGCAAACCAGAGAUGUUUCAUGGAAUUCCACAGAAUCCUGAAGAAACUUAAGUACGUGUUGAGCCACAUUACAAAGAUAAAGGAAGAGCAACAUGAGUUCAUCAAUAAAUUCGAAGUGGCUUUUGUCCAGGAAGUGGAAAAGCAGCAUGAACUGUGGACUAAAAUACGGAGCUUUCAGCGGGCUUGUGAUAUUCCAUCCAAAGACCUGGAGAACCUCACACUGAGCCAGGAUAUGGACCUCCAUAUUGAGGAAAUUCUCAAGGAUUUUUCAGAAAAUGACUUUCCUGCCAUAAAAACUGAAUUUCAGCAAGUACUAAGUAAUAAGAAAGAAAUGACUCGGUUUUUGAAAAAGUGGCUGAAUACUCCUUUUGAUACAGAGCAGCUUAAAAGUGGCAUCCAAGAAGAAAACAACAGCGUUUGCCAAAUGAAUAACUUCUACAAUAGCAAAAUAGCCGCCAUGAUAAACAAAUUCACAGACUUUGAGGAAGGAAAUGCCACAAGAUCCAAAGAAUUAGAACAUUACCUGAAAUCUCUGAAAGAGAAAACUGAACAACUAUCUAAAGACUGGCAGACGUUGACCGCCUCCCAGGCGGCUGCCCACGCUUAUCCUGCCGCCCACCCUUUCGCCCGGGACAGCAGAAGUCCGCGUGCUGCACCAGUUAGUGACCAACUAGCAUCAGAGAAAAUUCAGGAGCUGGAAACCUCUUUACAAGAAGCUAAAGAAACUGCCCUUCAUAAGGAGGGUCAGAUUGCAAAGAUGCAGAAAGAACUAGCAAUGUCUAAGGACUUGGUAGCAAAACUCCAGAGCGAAGUUCAUGAGUCAAAAAAAUGCCUUGAACACACAAAAGCCACACUGCAGAUGCUUCAGGACAAAGUUGCUUUAGGAGCUUUGCCUUAUAAGGAAGAAAUUGAGGAUCUCAAAAUGCAGCUGGUGAAAAUUGACCUAGAAAAGAAGGAAAAUGCCAAAGAAUUUGAGAAGGAAAUUCUUUCUACAAAAGCCACUGUUGACCAUCAGAAAGAAGUAAUAAGGCUGCUGAGAGAAAACCUCAGAAGAAACCAACAGGCCCAGGAUACCUCUAUUAUAUCAGAGCCGAGCUCUCAGCUUUCCAGUAAACCCUUAACCUGUGGAGGUGGCAGCGGGAUUGUACAAAACACAAAAGCUCUUAUUCUGAAAAGUGAAUAUGUAAGGAUGGAAAAUGAAAUUUCUAAGCUAAAGCAGCAAAAUGAACAGCUAAUAAAGCAAAAGAGUCAAUUAUUAAGUGCUAAAUCUCAGCUCUCCAAGGAGCUUAAAACCUGGAAGGAAAGGACCCUUGCAAGAGACACCUACAGAGAAGCCGCUCAUGAGACCUUGCCAAAGUCCCCAAAAGUGUCUGGGACAGAGUCUAAAAGAAGACAGAACACACCUUCUCAGUGCAGGGAACGGAACUUCCAGGACCCUGUGCCAAAAGACUCACCAAAAUCUUGGUUUUUUGAUAACCGGUCAAAGUCUCUACCAGCACCUCCUCCGAUUCGCUAUUUUGAUAACUCCAGUUUAGGACUAUGCCCAGAGGAACCAGCUGCAGAAGUAGAGAAUGUGGAUCCCAAGGCAGACCUCCGUCAGCCCUCCUUGGGGAAAGAUGGACCUGAGUGCAAAAUGCAGUAGCCGGCCGGCCCACCCACAGCGUCCUUCAGAGUGGCCUUCUUCUUGUGUCUACCCUAACCUGACAGUGAUGUAAUUCUCACUUUGCCAUUAUAAUGAGAAGAUAGAGGCACAAGAAGCAAAUUUAUUCCAGUCAUUUAGAGUGGUAAUAGCAGUAUCUUCUUCUUGUAUUUGUGAUACUCCCAAAAGUUGGAAUAUUUAUUUUUAUAUAUUGCAAAGAAUAAAGUUCUUA